Messenger RNA from Symbiodinium pilosum, 1230 nucleotides. NCBI's taxonomy places the organism in Eukaryota, Dinophyceae, Suessiales, Symbiodiniaceae. The record is from the annotation of a GenBank genome assembly.
AUGAUCUGCCGGGAAGCUAUUCAAGGUGCCACCAAGAGCUUUUAUUGCAGUGCGGAUGGUCAGCACGUGGACGCUAGCAGUCCAGCUCCUCUUGGCUGUGCCAUCCCUCUUGCAGCAGCUGCGAUUCUUUGCAAUCUGGCUGUUGUUGGAGGGCUAGUUUGCGUCGGGCGCUUUGCUUGGCAAUCUGGGGGAGCCACAGACAGAGACGUGGAGCUGCAGCGCGCGAGCCUCAUUGCAGACUUGCGGAUCUGGCGCAGCUUCAGCGCCAAGGUCCUUUUGAUGGCCGGGUUGACGUACCUGGUUGCCGGGCCUGCUUGUGCGGGGCUGGCCAAACUGGCCUUGAUCUUCCUCGCCACGGGUUUCAUCACCCUGUACGCCACUGCGCUGUUUUUCGAUCAGGACUUCGAUCAGGUGCGGAUGUCGCCAAGACUCUUCAGAUUUCUUGUCGUCUAUGUCCUGGUCGGUGUGACCUUCACUGCUCUUGCGUCUGGGGCCACCCAGAGAGAGGGAGGAGCAACAGCGAAGAAAGGCCUUGCCGACUCCCGCGACCCUGGUGAGACCAACGGUCUCGGCGCGAGCGUUGUAGGUCCUGGUGACUCGGACUAUUUCGCAGAUGUUUGCACCGCCUUGGGCUGGCAGCAAGUUGCUCCCCCCAGGUGCACUAUUCCAUUGGAUUUUGCCUCCGGUGUGUCACUUUGGUGGGCAGCAUCGCCAGUUUUUGCGGUGCUGCUGCCGAUGCCCCGGGACUCCAGUCUGGCUGGAGGCGCCUACCGACGCUUUCUGCAGCGAUGGCGGAAGCACAUUGACGGAGCCGUGUUGCUCGUCCUGAUUUCACUUCUUGCCCUGUGCCAUCGACCGUGCGCUCGCCUGGCACCAAUUGCCUAUGGCAAUGCCGAGAUGGGAGCUUGGGGUGUGUCACUGCUGACACUCCUGCGCCGUGUGUCCCCUCUUGGCUGUGAUGGGUGGAGGGGUCCCUUGUCGCACUUGCGCAACCCGCCACCAAGACAGGUUCCGGUGCAAUGCUCCGUCUGUCUGCAGGACUUGCAGGCCACAGAGGACUUGUGCCAGACGGCAUGUGGCCAUGAAUUUCACCGCAGUUGCUUGGAGGACUGGGUUCAUUCAAAGAGAUGGCAUCAUCCUGGUUGUCCUCUAUGCCGUGAAUCCUUGGUCAAGGAGGACUCGGACCCAGCGCACCUACUGCUGACGCGCGAGUGGCUUUUUUUAAAUUGA